AUGCCUGUCUUACGGAAUGCCGACCAAUUACGGUGUUCGGAAGGCUUUGACGGGGUAGAACUAGCUCCCCUCCUCCCCUCAGAGGCGUUCCCUUGCGGCAGAGGCGCUCGUGAACUCCGAUACGGCGAUACCUGCUUUGAACCGAACGCCAAGACCUCUCGCGCACUCAUAUUGAUGUCCGGAAUGACGUUUCUGCAUGCUGACGAAGCGAUACAGUGGCGAUUCAGGAACGACCUGACUCACUCAUCAAGAGGCGGCUCCCAUUCAAGCCAAGACUGCCAAGCCGGGAAAUCGUCCAUCGGCCUCGACAUCCAGCGGGGCUUCAAUCAAAGCAGCGCAUCCGAUGGUCUGUCGACAGGCGCCAAAGCUGGUGUAGGUGUCGGUGUAGCGAAGAGACUUGAGGCCGGAGCAGUUCUUAUCUUCGCAGUCCAUUUCUGGCUUUGGCGAAGGAGAUCGUCUCAACAACGCAUCCCUCUGAGCCAGAAUAAUGAGCCAUACAUACGACCGCAGGAAUUAGAUGCCAGUCCGGGCGAAAAGAGCGAACUGGCAUCUAAGGAUCAGAACUGGCCAGCAGAAGCACCUACCUAUCGCGAGCCUGCUGAGCUGCUGGAUAAUGGGUAUGGACGACGCUCCGUAGAAUACCACGACUGGAAAGCAUCAGCCCUCACGACGCAAGAGCAUAUUGCAAUACUCCAGCAGCACAAACUGCGCAAGACUGAGUGUCAUCAGGCGCACGUCCUGACUUCCUUCUGGCCUUUCACCUAA
Pseudocercospora fijiensis CIRAD86 is the source of this 765-nucleotide messenger RNA. RefSeq lists its product as uncharacterized. Bases 1 to 765 code for a protein of 254 amino acids. The record is from RefSeq and is a predicted model, not a curated record. The transcript is spliced from 9 exons. Lineage: Eukaryota; Fungi; Ascomycota; Dothideomycetes; Mycosphaerellales; Mycosphaerellaceae.